Molecule: messenger RNA, 630 nt
Organism: Lolium perenne
Lineage: Eukaryota; Viridiplantae; Streptophyta; Magnoliopsida; Poales; Poaceae
Source: RefSeq, a predicted model, not a curated record
AUGGUCGACAUGCCCGAGUAUAUCGACUGGUCAAAUCAAAGUAUAACUUUUGGCAAGGAAGAUCACCCGAAGGCCGUCCCGAGGCCCGGCCACGCAGCCCUAGUCCUUGAAGCACAGAUUGGGGGAUACAACAUGAGCAAAGUGUUCAUGGAUGGAGGAAGCGGCCUGAAUCUGCUGUUCGCCAGCACGAUGAAGAUAUCACUGGACGUAGUUUUCGGCACGCCCAACAACUUCAGAAAGGAGAAAAUCGAGUUUGAAGUGGUCGAUUGGGAAUCCCAGUACCACGCCAUCCUCGGCAGACCUGCAUUCGCGAAAUUCAUGGAGGUCCCCCACUACGCAUACCUAAAGCUGAAGAUGCCAGGCAACAACGGGACAGAAAUAACCAUACAUGGAAGCUUCUCCCGUUCGGACAGCUGUGACAGGGAUUUCCAGAAGAUUGCCUCAAGGUUUGGGGUUAAGGAAGAACUCAACGCAAUCGAUGCUAUCACAGACCACACAAAGCCACCGGAUGACAACCGAAACGUGAUAUCCGAUGAGUUUGAUGUCACGAAGGAAGCAAAGAAGCUGCAGGUGCAUCCCGCCGACCCGAAGAAGACGGUCAAUGUUUCGGCAGACCUCACAGUCGCAUAG